Messenger RNA from Gossypium raimondii (Peruvian cotton), 1233 nucleotides. RefSeq names its product protein SHORT HYPOCOTYL IN WHITE LIGHT 1. Bases 186 to 779 code for a protein of 197 amino acids. The record is from RefSeq and is a predicted model, not a curated record. NCBI's taxonomy places the organism in Eukaryota, Viridiplantae, Streptophyta, Magnoliopsida, Malvales, Malvaceae. Gene Ontology annotation, biological process: regulation of abscisic acid-activated signaling pathway; negative regulation of photomorphogenesis. The transcript has 4 exons.
GGGUUCAUAGUUUUCAACAACUACAAGAAUUGAACUUGACCCAAUAAAAAUGGUUAAGUGCUAUACUUUUUUUUGCUUUUAAUACACAAAUUCAAGAGAAAAAGCAAAACAACAAAAAUGAAGGGCUAAUAAAACCUCGAACAACCCAUGUUAUAGUGUUAUUGCUUUCCAUAAUUGCCAGUCUCAUGUCUUUCACCGUCAACCACUCACCUCCGUUUCUCACGAUCUUCCCCAACAAAAAACCGCCGCCGUUUCACUUUUCCUGUAACCCCAAAACCCUCCCUUUCAAAUCCCACUCCUUUCAGCCCCUUCUUGCUUCACGAAGAAUCCCCAAUUACCCUCAGGGGAUUGAUAAUCUUGUGGAUGGCCCUCGCAACUGGAGCCGUUCGAUCACUUCGGAGUUCGAUGACGAUGAAGAAGAUGACGAUGAAGAGGAAGAAGAUAGGAGCUUGGAUCUGUUUGUUAGAUUUGUUCAAAACGUAUUUAGAAAGAUAUCUAAACGAGCAAGGAAAGCCUUACGAGCUAUUUUGCCCAUCUCUAUCUCUACUAAACUGGUUGGAUUCUCUGUUGAUGGAGUUCUGAUACUGGCAUUUUUAUGGGUUUUAAAGGCAUUUCUUGAGGUGGUUUGCACCCUUGGAAGUGCUGUGUUUGUAACCAUCUUACUUAUACGGGGGAUAUGGACUGGGGUAACAUUCAUGCAAGAAAGCCGUGACCACCGUAGGAUCAAUGAACCCUUUAAUGACCCGCGCUCAUGGAAUGGUGCACAACCGGCCACUUGAAACAGUGUUAAAUACAAUUUACAGACUUAAACUGCAUCUUCAAAGAAGUUUCUUCAGCCUUGAAUAUGAAAAAGGUGACCGCUGAUCGGGUAGUCUUUCACAUAGCAUUUUCUUUAAUUGUAGAGUAACUUAUGAACACGAGUAUCGUCUCGGAGUGGCCGAGAAAUUAAAAUAAGGUGCUUUAUGGAAGGUGUAUGGAUAAACGUAACUCCAUAUGUUUAUCGAUUCAUAUGAGACAGGCAAUAAGGUAUAAAUGAGCCAUUUUUGUUGAUACUUAUGAUCCCUUGGCCAUGUAUUACAGAUAUGAGUUGUACAAGCUCCCUUAAAGUAUCACUAGAGUUUUUCUUUUAGGGUUUAGAAGAAUAAAUAAAAUACAAUUACAAAUAAAGGUUAAAUUCUACUAUAGGUCUAUGUACUUUGUGAAAGUUGUGGUUAUUUGCCCUCUUGUUUGAAA